AUGUCCAAGUCCAAGCUCGCCAACAUCGCGACAAUCGCGAUCCCCAGCGCCGUCGUGGCCGCGGGGCUGACCAAACUUGUCGACCAACAAACCGAGAAGCAGCUGCAGACCCCCUCAGAAGGAAUCACCCCUCUCCAACCAAACGAAACCCCAGGCUUGGUAAUCCUUCCCAAAGCCCUCCCGACCAGCACGAUCCCACUAAGUCCCAAACUCCUCUCGCCAUCCCCCCCAACACCCCCCGUCGACCCGACCGGCAUUCUCAAAUACGGGCACCCGGGCCCCGUCAACGACGAGCUGCGCGCCACCUCCUGGUACGGGACAUACGACCGGCGCACGCGCAAUCCGAUCUGGGUGGCCGAGCACAUGACGCCCGCCUCGAUCGCAAACGCACCGGGCAAGCGCCGCGACAACUUCCGCGAGGAUCCCGACAUCCCCGCCGCGUUCCGGGCCAAGGUCAAGGACUACAGCGCGAGCGGGUACGACCGCGGCCACCAGGUGCCGGCGGACCCCGCGCGCUGGUCGCAGCAGGCGGUCGACGAGACCUUCCGCAUGUCCAACAUGUGUCCGCAGGUCGGGGUCGGGUUCAACCGCCACUACUGGCGGGACUUUGAGGCGUUUUGCAAGAACCUGACUACCCGCUACCCCUCUGUUCGGGUGAUCACCGGCCCGCUGUAUUUGCCGCGGCUGGAGGAGGAUGGGAAGUGGCGGGUUAGUUAUGAGGUUAUUGGGUCGCCCUCGCCGAGGGUGGCGGUGCCGACGCAUUUUUUCAAGGUGGUUCUUGGGGAGGAGGACGGUGGUGGUGGUGAUGGUGACGGGCUGGUUGGGGGCAAGGUGGCGGUAGGCGCGUUCGUGUUGCCCAAUGGUGCGAUCAGCGGUGAUAAACCGUUGGCGGACUUUGAGGUCGAGCUGGAUGUGCUGGAGCAGGCGACUGGCUUGGAGUUGAUUGAGAAGUUGAAGUCGACUGCGCGGCGAAAACUGUGCGAGGAGGUCCAGUGUGACAUUAGGGUCAAGGAUUUUAGUAAUGCGGUUGAGGAGGUCACAGAGAUGGUUGGUAAGGUAAAGCUGUAG
This is a messenger RNA of Aspergillus aculeatus ATCC 16872, 1068 nucleotides long. Its product is annotated as DNA/RNA non-specific endonuclease. The transcript has a single exon. NCBI's taxonomy places the organism in Eukaryota, Fungi, Ascomycota, Eurotiomycetes, Eurotiales, Aspergillaceae. The coding region runs from base 1 to 1068 and encodes 355 amino acids. Gene Ontology annotation, biological process: apoptotic DNA fragmentation. Gene Ontology annotation, cellular component: mitochondrial inner membrane; nucleus. The record is from RefSeq and is a predicted model, not a curated record. Gene Ontology annotation, molecular function: nucleic acid binding; RNA endonuclease activity; single-stranded DNA endonuclease activity.